UUUAUCAGGGCAGGGACUUUGUAGAAUAGUGCCCGGCCCAUAGUGGAAACUUGAUAAAUAUUUAUUAAAUGAGUGAAUCCCCCUAUCAAAGUGUUGUCAGUUCCACCUAAAGGGCUCUUGUAUCCUCUGCCCAACUCCUGUUGGGACUGAACAUAUAAGAUACAGAAUAAACACAGAUACACCUAAUUAUAAGUGCGUUUCGUGCGAUGAAGGAAGAUCUCCAGGUGGUAGGAGACAACUAGUGAUUGAAAGGAGGAGUAUGAUCUCACCCCAUUUUAAGUCUAGUCAUCUGCUGCCUGAGUUGUGUGUUUAGAAAGCUUGUUGUUAGGAAAGGACACUGUAUCUGUACAAAGAAAUGUAUAAAAAGAUAGCCACUUGCUUUGACUUAACGGGGUGGAUUAGGGCUUUACUAUUUCAAAGCUGUGUAAGUGAGUACAUGUAAGAGAGAGUGUGUCUGUGUGUGUGUGAAAAAGAAAAUACCAAGGGAGAACCUUUAGGAAAACCUAAGGAAGCAGAGGCUCACAGCAGCUAAUCCCCAUCAUGCUUUCCCGCACCCCCCUUCCCUCUCAUCGUAACUUGUGAUCUUGGAGGCAUGAAAGAAUUUGGGCCACUCCCCCAGCCUGACCAUCUCUGUGAGCUGCUCAGCUAGGCUCCAUGCCAAAUCCAGCUUGGAGCACAGACCCAAGGACCCUGCAGGAACUGGUGGGCUUGCUGGAUGGUUCCUCACUCAGUGGUCAUGGGUGGCAACGGUGGCCAGACUGGCAUUUGCACCUAUAAAUGCCUGACUGAGGAUGGUCUCUCUGACUCUGCGGACCCACCUAAAAGGCCCACGGGCAGACUGGUCAUGCACAGCAUGGCCAUGUUUGGCCGGGAGUUUUGCUACGCAGUGGAGGCUGCUUAUGUGACCCCGGUCCUGCUCAGCGUGGGCCUACCCAAGAGUCUGUAUAGUGUGGUGUGGCUCCUCAGCCCCAUCCUGGGGUUCCUGCUGCAACCUGUGGUCGGGUCAGUCAGUGACCACUGCCGGUCCAGGUGGGGCCGCCGGAGGCCAUACAUCCUGACCCUGGCCGUCAUGAUGCUCUUCGGCAUGGCUCUGUACCUCAACGGGGACACUGUUACAGCAGCUUUGAUUGCCAACCCAAAGAAGAAGUUGAUUUGGGCCAUAAGUGUCACCAUGAUGGGUGUGGUUUUCUUUGAUUUUGCUGCUGACUUCAUCGAUGGUCCCAUCAAAGCCUACUUAUUUGAUGUCUGCUCCCAUCAGGACAAGGAGGCAGGCCUCCACUACCAUGCCCUCUUCACAGGUUUUGGAGGUUCUCUGGGCUAUCUUUUGGGUGCCAUAGACUGGGCCCACCUGGAGCUGGGAAGAGCGCUGGGCACGGAAUUUCAGGUCAUGUUCUUCUUCUCCGCCUUGGUGCUUACAUUGUGUGUUGUUAUUCACCUGUGCAGUAUCCCUGAAGCUCCACUCCGAGAUGUUGCAAAGGAUAUUCUCCCACAGCAAGCCCCCCAGGACCCUCUGCUGUCAUCAGACAAAAUUUCUGAGUAUGGUUCUAUCGAGAAAGUGAAAAACGCUUAUGUAAACCCAGAGCUGGCAAUGCAGGGAAAAAAACCCAAAAAUCUUGCUGAAAAGACUCAGAGGGCAAUGACCAUGAAGUCGCUGCUGAGAGUGUUGGUGAGCAUGCCUCUCCACUACCGCUGCCUUUGCAUCAGCCACCUCAUUGGAUGGACUGCCUUCCUGUCCAACAUGCUCUUCUUCACAGAUUUCAUGGGCCAGAUUGUGUACCGUGGGGAUCCCUAUAGUGCACACAACUCCACAGAGUUUCUCAUCUACCAAAGAGGGGUCGAGGUUGGAUGUUGGGGCUUGUGCAUCAACUCCUUGUUUUCCUCACUCUAUUCUUACCUUCAGAAAUUAUUGGUCUCCUACGUGGGAUUAAAGGGUCUUUACUUCAUUGGGUAUCUGCUGUUUGGCCUUGGGACGGGAUUCAUUGGGCUCUUCCCGAAUGUCUACUCCACCUUGGUCCUAUGCUCCUUGUUUGGUGUCAUGUCCAGCACCUUGUACACCGUGCCCUUUAACCUCAUUGCCGAGUACCACCGAGAGGAGGAGGAGAGGCGGCAGGCCUUGAGCGAGGGCCCAGACAGCAGUGAGAGAGGAAAGGGUGUGGACUGUGCUGCCCUCACCUCUAUGGUACAGUUGGCUCAAAUCCUAGUCGGAGGUGGCCUGGGCUUACUGGUCAACACAGCUGGAAGCGUCAUUGUCGUGGUGAUCACAGCCUCUUCGGUGGCACUGAUCGGCUGUUGUUUUGUGGCUCUCUUUGUGAGAUACGUGCAUUGAAUCAAUAAAGAGACAUUGACCCUGACCUCGGACACAGAGAAGCAUGUGUCAAUGAGGAAACAAUCUUUUUUGUAACUCUACAUUGCUCUGAUCUGCCCAUAGAUAUUCCUCUGCCUGCUCUUGACUUUCAGCCAGUCCUCUGCACAAUGACCCCCAUAUUUCAGAUACAAGACUGGGCAAUGCCUCCCUCACUGGUGGCAAAGGGUAUGUGUGGUUGGUACCAUGUAUACACACCUUUUUCAUUGCAUCUGAGGGCAGAUGAAUGGGGAGACAGAGUCCGUUUUCUAUGGGACAUUUCAGGCCUGAGAGGCAGGCUGAUUCUACCUAUGUG
Loxodonta africana (African savanna elephant) is the source of this 2657-nucleotide messenger RNA. RefSeq names its product solute carrier family 45 member 2 (gene SLC45A2). The record is from RefSeq and is a predicted model, not a curated record. Gene Ontology annotation, molecular function: sucrose:proton symporter activity. The transcript has 7 exons. Gene Ontology annotation, biological process: transmembrane transport. Bases 716 to 2326 code for a protein of 536 amino acids. Lineage: Eukaryota; Metazoa; Chordata; Mammalia; Proboscidea; Elephantidae. Gene Ontology annotation, cellular component: membrane.